This is a messenger RNA of Micromonas commoda, 984 nucleotides long. RefSeq lists its product with no specific name. The record is from RefSeq and is a predicted model, not a curated record. The transcript has a single exon. Bases 1 to 984 code for a protein of 327 amino acids. Lineage: Eukaryota; Viridiplantae; Chlorophyta; Mamiellophyceae; Mamiellales; Mamiellaceae. Gene Ontology annotation, biological process: pseudouridine synthesis. Gene Ontology annotation, molecular function: RNA binding; pseudouridine synthase activity.
AUGCUCGUCGCUCGGAGGUGGUGGUCGCGGAUCGACGUCUGCGCGCACGCCCCGCGAGCUGCGUCGGCUGUUUCGUGGGUGCUUCACCGGGACGCCGACGUCCUCGUCGUGGACAAGCCCGCGGGGGUGCCCAUGCGUUCCGUACAUGGCGUCAAGGGGGUCGACGCCUUCCUCGCCGACCUCAGGUUCGAUCUCGCGCAUCCCCCGAUGACGGUCCACAGGCUCGACAGGGACACCACCGGGUGCCUGAUACUCGCGAGGACCCGCGAGGCGCAGAGGACGCUCGCGGGGUACUUCCAGGACCGAGCCCGAGUCGCCCGUCGCGGAUCGGGCCGAUCGACGAAAACGACGAGCCCAGAGAGCCUCGGCGACGUCCGACGCGUGUACUGGGCGCUGGUGUCCGCUACAUCGACCCUGGCGUCGCGCGGGACGAUCGACGCGGCGCUCGUCACCACGCACGCGGGCGUCACCCUCAAACCGGGCGCGGGCGCCAAGCCGGCGGCGACGGACUACGAGGUCAUCUCGCGAGCAUCCCCCGACAGCUGUGCGCCCACCGCGGCGGGUCGCGUUCCCGCCGUGCUCGCUCUCGUUCCCCGCACGGGCCGGAAGCACCAGCUGAGGGUGCACUGCGCGGGGGCGCUGGACGCGGCGAUCGUGGGCGACUACAAGUACGGGUACAGGGACGUGAGCAGGACGGGCGGCGUCGCGGACGAUUGGAGGCGAGUGCUGCGCGACAUCGACGAGAGGAGCACUCGACGAUUGAAUGACGCGGGAACGGCGGAUGGGGAAGUUCGCGGGGCGGGCGUUCCGCUGCACCUGCACGCGAGGUGCGUGGAGUUCACGCAUCCGUCGAGCGGGGAGCGCGUGCGGGUGGUCGCGCCGGCGCCGUCGCACAUGUCGCUGGCGUGCGAGGCGCUCGGCUUGGCUCUGGACGGCGGCGACGACGACGGGUUGGGACUUUUAUUACAUUUCAAUCGUCGGUGA